Messenger RNA from Gongylonema pulchrum, 813 nucleotides. The record is from the annotation of a GenBank genome assembly. NCBI's taxonomy places the organism in Eukaryota, Metazoa, Nematoda, Chromadorea, Rhabditida, Gongylonematidae.
UGUGGCAAAGAGACGGAGAUCAAACUGGUGUAUUCGACAGGAGCGAAGCGAAACUACGACUCCGAGCCGUGGCAUAUUUUCCUCACCCUAUUGCACCGCAAUUAUGGUGACAGUCUCUGUAAGAAUCUCAGUGAUGCGGAACGAACUGCAGAAGUUGAUAACUGUAAAAACGCCGUGGAAGACAGGAAAAGAAAACGACGUGCUUCAGUGAGUAACGAUACUGGCCAUGUACAGAGCGCUGUGAACGAGUCGUCAACGAAUACUGAAAAAGCUGCAGAAAACGCAGCCCCUUCUAUGAUCGAGGCCGAGAAUAAAGCAUUCCUGCAGCAGCUGCAGAUUUAUUACUUUUCGAAAAUGACUCUGGACAGUUCAUUGUUUUGGUUGAUCAAGAAAGGUGGCUCAUUUCAUAGUACAAAUAGAUGUAUUGGUGCCACGGCCAGACCAGCAUUGGUACCUCAAAGAACAAAAAAUGCUCGCCAGGCUGCAAAUGUUCUUCAGUCUCAGCCUCCUUUCACCACAGAAUUAGAACCAGCAGUACCAGAACCAUCCAGGUUUAGCCCGCAGAACGUAAUCAGUGAAUCAAGCAGAGGCGAAAGCACACACUCGCUUACUUCUCUGAGUAAUGUAGAGUUCGGUUCGGGCACCAGCAACAUUAUGUCGCCAUCGAAGGAGAGCACACUUCCGGAUGAUGUACGAAGUUCGAUGGAGAUGAUGUUGCAGCAGAACAGUGUCGAAUUUUGCCGCAAUUUUGCUGAUCUUGCCAAAAGGCUCAAUGUUGACAACGAUGUGGAAAUGCGCUCCACAUCUCUGUGA